UAGGGGGAGAGAGAGGGGGAGAGAGAGGAAGAACGCAGCAUAACAUUCCCACCCAGUCCAGCAUGACUGAUCAUAAACUUCCCUUCUAUCGGCGGUGCAGCAGCGACUUGGGUACAGGUUUUUUGAGAGACAGAUAUAUGCAUUGCCUGAUCCUACCCACUGUUUUCAGCGACAGACCGUAGGGUAGGCUAGAAAAGCAUGAAUAUAGAACGCACUGAGGAGCAAAGAGACGGAACGAGAGGACGGUAACGGUCCGGAUAGAAGAGUUGCUUUGACGAGGGUGACGGGAGAGACCCACCAUGUGCAGCUCUCUGAGUCCCAAGCAGCCGAUUGGCCCAGGCCUGACGGAUAUGCAGCAGUACAGCCAAUGGCUGGCCAGCCGCCACGAAGCCAGCCUUUUACCAAUGAAGGAAGACCUGGCCCUAUGGCUAACCAGCAUGCUGGGUCUGGAGAUCACAGCAGAGAGCUUCAUGGAGCGUUUGGACAAUGGCUUCCUGCUGUGCCAGCUGGCUGAGACGCUACAGGAGAAGUUCAAGCAGAACCAGACUCAGAACCAUGGAGAACUGCCUCUAGGCAAUGGAAAGGCCAUCCCAUGCCGGAGGAUCCCGUGUCGUGCCAGUGCGCCCUCCGGGUCCUUCUUCGCCAGGGACAACACAGCUAACUUCCUGACCUGGUGUCGUCAGGUGGGGGUGGGAGAGACCUGCCUGUUUGAGUCUGAGGGACUGGUUCUUCACAAACAGCCACGGGAAGUAUGCCUCUGUCUCCUACAACUAGGAAGGAUAGCAUCUCGGUACAAUGUGGAGCCUCCUGGGCUUAUCAAGCUGGAGAAGGAGAUAGAACAGGAGGAGAAAGUACCUCUACCACCCUCACCUGUCUCUCCCUCCCCAUCCCUCUCUCCCUCCCCUUCUCCAAACCCCCCAACCCCCUCUGCAACCCCCUCUCCAACCCCCUCUCCAACCAAGUGCUUGUCGUCUAGCAAGAAGAGCACAGGGAAGCUGCUGGAUGAUGCUGUGAAGCAUAUCUUCGAGGACCCUCCCUGCAAGUGUCCCAAUAAGUUCUGUGUGGAGAGACAGGCUCAGGGCCGCUAUCGCGUCGGAGAGAAGAUGCUCUUCAUCCGGGUGUGUGUGCCACCUCCUCGUCUUCUUUUUAACGCACUUUCUCUGACACAAAAAAAACACCUUGUUUUUGUAACAUGAUUUUUCUAGUUGCACACGGCUCAACCACGUAGUUAACAGCAGCUGGACUUUAAAUUGGGCUUGGACUGUGCCUGCCAAAAUAUCUUUGACCGAAUGUUUUGGGUUCGGUGGGGUCAAAUCUGAAGUGUUGAAAUCUGGUGUAAAUAAUUUUGCACAUGGCUGGCUUGUACUGUAAGUGAUUUACACUGGGGUUGUGGUGUUUCAUAUUGCUGUGAAUAUUAUAUUGAUACGGCAGAUAUGAAUACGGAUUGUAUGCCCGGCUACAGAAAUACUUACUUAGGUCCAUUGCUCCUCAGUGUCCUCAGGGACCCAUAGACCAUUGAUGACUACAGAUGGCUGUUUAAUGACAGCCAAUUCUGUCCUCAUAGCAAACCCACUCUUUCCUUCUUGUUCUGAGAUUUGAUGAGUCUGAAUUUUAUGAGUCUGGAUUUGAUGAGUCUGAAUUUUAUGAGUCUGGA
Messenger RNA from Salvelinus fontinalis (brook trout), 1654 nucleotides. Its product is annotated as growth arrest-specific protein 2-like. The transcript is spliced from 7 exons. Gene Ontology annotation, biological process: actin crosslink formation. NCBI's taxonomy places the organism in Eukaryota, Metazoa, Chordata, Actinopteri, Salmoniformes, Salmonidae. The coding region runs from base 300 to 1196 and encodes 298 amino acids. Gene Ontology annotation, cellular component: actin filament. The record is from RefSeq and is a predicted model, not a curated record. Gene Ontology annotation, molecular function: actin filament binding; cytoskeletal adaptor activity; microtubule binding.